Molecule: messenger RNA, 712 nt
Organism: Sesamum indicum (sesame)
Lineage: Eukaryota; Viridiplantae; Streptophyta; Magnoliopsida; Lamiales; Pedaliaceae
Product: 14 kDa zinc-binding protein
Molecular function (GO): catalytic activity
Source: RefSeq, a predicted model, not a curated record
AGGGUGCAGAGUGCCAAUUGUCCGCAGAGGCAUGAGACGAAAUGAAAACCCCAGCAGCAGCAGACUGCAAGUGCUGACUUCUCAUUUGCUUACACCUCAGACGGCUAUGGCGUCUGAGAAAGAGGCUGCUCUCGCUGCUGUCCCCUCUGAUUCUCCCACCAUAUUUGACAAGAUUAUCAACAAGGAAAUACCGUCCAACGUCGUGUACGAGGAUGACAAGGUUCUGGCUUUCAGGGACAUAGCUCCACAAGCACCUACUCACAUCCUGAUUAUUCCUAAAGUGAAGGAUGGGUUAACUGGAAUUUCUAAGGCUGAGGAGAGGCACUGUGAGAUUCUUGGCCGUCUUCUUUACGCAGCAAAACUCGUUGCCAAACAAGAAGGCCUUGACGAUGGCUUCAGGCUUGUGAUUAACGACGGUCCAAAGGGAUGCCAAUCUGUUUAUCACCUUCACGUUCAUCUGCUUGGGGGCCGUCAAAUGAACUGGCCGCCUGGCUAAGCCGAAGCUCAGAUUGACAUGUAAGCUACGCUUCGUCCCUUAACUACACUCUCUGAAGUUUCUACUACUGUACUGGAGCUUAAAAUAAGUUGAUUAAGGUUGUCCACCUCUCUUACCAUGGAGCACCUCUAAACUUAUUGUUUCCUCUGAGACAAUGCUUGUAAGUUUUCAGUUAAUGUUCACUUCUCAGAAAAAUACUAUCGCAGUUUCUCAUUC